GAAGACGGCGAAUGUCAAACACAAACGUACACUAAUAUUUUUGUUCACACAGGCAUCAUAGACGGACUAAACAGUUUCGCACACUGAGACGCACAGGCUGGAAGGUUAACCACCUAUAACAACAUCUUAAGGAGCGAAAAUAAUUGUAAAAUCUUUGUCAUAAGAUGUUUAAUUUUCGGAUACAUCACAGUCAUUCGAAAAGUUGAAUCUAGUUACAUCAAAGAAUAAGGCCUUAAAUUAAUCAAUGGAUAACGAGAAGCAAAAAGAUGAGCUCACAGCAUUGGAAAGCAUCUACAUCCAUGAAGAAUUUUCUUACAACAACGAAAACAAUCAGUUCGAGUGCACCUUGAAGAUAUUCCUCAGUCUUUCGGAAGGAUACUACUUUACGUACAAAGACAUUCGCCAGCCAGAGGAGAAACCAACAAACGUUCCAAUUUCCCACCUACCACCACUAACAGUUUUAGUCACUCUGCCUUCUAAUUAUCCUUCAGCAUCUCCGCCAAUCUUCACCCUAAUUUCCUCCUGGCUCCGUCCACCACUUUUAUCCAAACUCUGCCGGAAACUGGACCAACUAUGGGAAGAAAACAAAGGGGAAGAAAUUCUUUUUACCUGGUUUGCUUUUCUGCAGAACGAAACUUUGGAAUUCUUGAACAUAAGUGAAAGCCUCAGUAUCAAUCACACCUACACUCGUUACAAAAUGGCAUUAGAGAAUAUAGAAAAUCAAGAGAAUCUAAUCGUGGAGGAUAAUGCAUCAGGAACUAAUAAAAAGGGAAGGGAAGCAACGGCCAAUAGAAAGGAAGCGGUGAAUAGUAGAUAUCAAGAUCCACAUUUUCAUUCUAAAAAAAGGUAUAGAAGACAGAGGAAUAAGACUUUUGAUAAGAGGGCUGUGUUUGAUCGACCAGUCAGUAGUAAUCCGGUUCAAUCGUUAAUUGAUCACAACGAGUUGCGAAACCAGAUAGAAUUUAAGAAAAAUUUGUACACGUGCAAGAUCUGUUUUACUGAUAAAUUGGGGAAGGACUGCACUCAGUUUGUUCCUUGUUCGCAUGUCUUUUGUAAAGAUUGUAUUGUUGGAUAUUUGGAGGUGAGGAUAAAUGAUGGAGCUGUUAAGGACAUUUUGUGCCCGGAAGAUAAAUGUUUGUCUGAAGCUACACCUGGUCAAAUUAAAGACUUAGUGAGUCCUGAACUCUUUAGCAAAUACGAUUCGAUAUUGUUAAAUACAACUUUAAGCACUAUGACGGACAUUGUUUAUUGUCCGAGACGUCAUUGCCAAUAUCCUGUGAGUCAAGAAGCCAAUGAGCAAGUCGCUACUUGUCCAGCAUGCCAAUGUGCCUUCUGUGUGUACUGCAAGAUGGUUAAUCAUGGUAUUGAACCUUGCAAAUUCAAUUCUGGUGAUAAGCAGCAACUCGUCGCAGAAUACAGAAAUGCAUCCCCUGCAGAAAAAGAACAUCUUGAAAAACGUUAUGGAAAGAAGCAACUCCAGAUUUUGGUUGAUAAUACCAUGUCGGAAAAAUGGAUAUCCAACAACAGUAAAAACUGUCCCCAUUGCAAAGUUGCGAUUGAGAAAUCGGAUGGUUGCAAUAAGAUGGUUUGUGGCCACUGCAAUACAUUCUUCUGUUGGCUGUGCAACGAGCGAUUAAAUCCCAGAGAUCCUUAUCAGCACUAUAGAAGUCAACAGUCAAACUGUUUUAAUAGACUGAAUGAAGGGAUCGUAAUGGAUGUUGGAGACGACGACGACGAUUUUGAAGAGGAUCCCGAUUUUCUUGAAGAUUUAGUCUUUCCUGAAGAUUUUGAGGGCCUUCGUGUCGAAGAUAUUGUUUUUAUAGUUACUGAAGACGAAGAUUCUUACGAUGAAAUCGACAUAAAUGAAAUCUAAAACUGUUGUCUAUACAUUUUAAUUUUUGU
Messenger RNA from Belonocnema kinseyi, 1902 nucleotides. RefSeq names its product E3 ubiquitin-protein ligase RNF14-like. Gene Ontology annotation, cellular component: ubiquitin ligase complex; cytoplasm. Gene Ontology annotation, molecular function: zinc ion binding; ubiquitin conjugating enzyme binding; ubiquitin protein ligase activity. Lineage: Eukaryota; Metazoa; Arthropoda; Insecta; Hymenoptera; Cynipidae. The record is from RefSeq and is a predicted model, not a curated record. The transcript has 6 exons. The coding region runs from base 245 to 1873 and encodes 542 amino acids. Gene Ontology annotation, biological process: ubiquitin-dependent protein catabolic process; positive regulation of proteasomal ubiquitin-dependent protein catabolic process; protein polyubiquitination.